This is a messenger RNA of Cordyceps fumosorosea ARSEF 2679, 1134 nucleotides long. RefSeq names its product DUF52 domain protein. The record is from RefSeq and is a predicted model, not a curated record. The transcript has 2 exons. NCBI's taxonomy places the organism in Eukaryota, Fungi, Ascomycota, Sordariomycetes, Hypocreales, Cordycipitaceae. The coding region runs from base 1 to 1134 and encodes 377 amino acids.
AUGCCUGAAGCACCGCUUACAUGCGACGAGGUCCUGGGCCGCGGGUGGAAUGACUUCUCGGAGAGCGAGAUGCGAUCACUACUCCGGGCGGAGCGCAAGAAGAUGACAGAGACGUUCCGGGAGCUACCUAACGACAGCAGGCCGCCGACAAAAGCCUUUGACGGCUGGUACGAGCUGGCGCCGUUCCAGCUGCGCUGGCAGCUGGAUGAGUACCUCGACGAGGUGCCCGAGACGAUUGACGGCUCAGCACUGCCGAUCCCCGGUGCCCGGGCCAUCAUCGCUCCCCACGCGGGAUACGCCUACUCGGGACGGUGCUCCGCGUGGGCCUUUCGCUGCCUGGACCUCUCCCGGGCGAAGCGCGUCUUCGUUCUGGGCCCAACGCACACCUAUUACUUCCGUGGCCUCGCACUUUCCACCUUUUCCGAGUACCGCACGCCGCUCGGCGCGCUCAAGGUCGACCAGGAGACGCUGCGGGCCAUCUACGCGGCCGCCGAGUCCGCCGGCGCCCCCGAGGUGCGCAACAUCCCGCAGCGGCGCGAGCUCGAGGAGCACAGCCUCGAGAUGGAGAUCACCUUCCUCCACCAGCGCUGCGAGGCGGCGUUCGGCUCCUCCGCCGAGUUCCCCGCCAUCGUGCCGAUGCUCGUGUCCGGGGACGCGGCGAACGAGGAGGCGACGGGCCGGCUGCUGCUGCCGUACCUGCGGGACCCGGCCAACGCGUUCGUGGUGAGCUCCGACUUUUGCCACUGGGGGCGGCAGUUCGGCGACUACCGGCCGUACUUUCGCGGGGGCGAGCGCGCGCGCAGGGUCAACCUGCGGGACGCGGAUGCGCCGCCGCGGGACCCCCCGAUCCACGAGUGCAUCAAGAUGCUGGACGACGAGGCCAUCGCGGCGAUGGAGACGGGCUCGCACGCCGCGUUCGUGGCGAACCUCGAGGACACGGACAACUCGGUGUGCGGGCGCCACCCGAUUGGCGCGAUGAUGGCGGCGCUGGAGAUGCUCGGUGCAGAGCGGCAGGAGGGGGUUGAGGGCAAGGAGAGCCCGCGGUUCAAGCAUGUCCGGUACGAUAGAAGCACGCUGCUGACCGACCCGAUGCAGUCGAGCGUAAGCUAUGUGAGUGCGUACGCGAAAUUUUGA